This is a messenger RNA of Perca fluviatilis (European perch), 6380 nucleotides long. RefSeq names its product collagen alpha-1(XVIII) chain-like. Bases 261 to 4721 code for a protein of 1486 amino acids. Gene Ontology annotation, cellular component: basement membrane. NCBI's taxonomy places the organism in Eukaryota, Metazoa, Chordata, Actinopteri, Perciformes, Percidae. The transcript is spliced from 43 exons. The record is from RefSeq and is a predicted model, not a curated record.
CCCCCCCUGUCCAUGCAAGUGCUUUUUUAUGAGUUUGCAAGCACUGGGAGAUCUAGAGGGAGGGUCUCUGAGUGCAAGCAGAGUUUUUAUGUCUUGGUUUUCAUUCAGUGGAUGCUCAGUGGCCCUUUGAGCAGCUUGGAUUUAACUGUUGACCGGCUGGCUAACAGGUGGCCCUUUGGGGGAUACAGUGAGAGCACUGUGUGGGAGCGCUGCUGCACGCUGAGACAUUUUGGAGGACCGUUAGCCCGGAGCCAGCAGCAAUGUCGAGGAGGAUCCAGACGGGGUUGCUUCUCCUGGUUCUCUGUGCCGGGAGCUUGGACGCCUGGUGGUGGAACAAAGCUCCGGAGGCCACCACGGAGGCCCCGGCGGACAAGACGACGCCGGCAGGAACGACGGCCGCCGCCGUGACCACUGACAUCACGCCGAAGAAGGAAGAGGAGGAGGAGGAUGACAACUUGUCCGGGGUCGGGGAAGAAAUCCUCAACGUGGCCACGGGAAUCCGUAAGUUGGUCGAGGCGUGGGACGCAACCCCGGCCCCGACCGCCAGGACUACUAACGGAGGACUGACAGAGAAGGUGGAGAGCGCUAACCCUAACACCACGGGCAUCUCUUUGCUCCAGCUAAUCGGAGACCCGCCGCCGGAUGAGAUCGGCCGCAGCUACGGGCCGGGGGGAGAAACGGCCUACGUCUUCACCCCCGCGGCGGUGUCGGGCCAGCCGGCCCUGGCCCACGUCCCCAACCCUUUCCACCGCCACUUCUCUCUCCUCUUCCACAUCAAGCCGUCCACCCCCGCGGCCGCCGUCCUUUUCUCCAUCACCGAUGGGCCCCAGAGGCUCAUGUACAUCGGCGUCAAGCUCGGCGCGGUGCGCUCCGGCCGCCAGGCGGUGCAGUUCUUCUACACCGAGCCCGACUCGGAGGCUUCGUACCAGGCGGCCAGCUUCCAGGUGCCGAGCCUGGUGGACACCUGGAGUCGCUUCUCGCUCGCCGUCUUCGAGGAGCAGGUGACCUUCUACCUGGGCUGCGACUCGGAGCCGCAGGUGGUGAAGUUUGAGCGUUCGCCGGAUCCCAUGGAGCUCGACGCGGGCGCCGGGAUCUUUGUGGGUCAGGCAGGAGGAGCCGACACUGACAAGUUCCAGGGUGAGAUUGCAGAUCUGAGAGUGGUGGGAAACCCUCGGGCGGCCGAGCGUUUGUGCGACGACGAGGACGACUCUGACGCUGCGUCUGGUGACUUUGGCAGCGGCGACGGCGACCGGAGGCACACAGGAAACAUUGUGAAGACCACACCUGCUUCCCUCCGGCCGGUACCUGAACCCCCUCUGAUAUCCUCAACCGGAAGCAGACUCAAAGAAACAGACGUCAGGUUUCAGCAGCCGCCGGUGGACAGCAGCCGGCCCGGAUCGCCGGGCCCGAGAGGUCCCGGCGGCGCUAAAGGGGAGAAAGGCGACAAAGGAGCGAAAGGCUCAGCGGGGGACACGGGCCCCGCAGGGCCGAAGGGAGACUCCGGCUCCAGCGCCGCUUCCUCCGGUUCGUCCUCUCAGGGUGGAGAACGCGGACAGAAGGGAGAAAAAGGUGCAAAGGGUAGUUCUGGCUUCGGAUACUCCGGCAAUAAAGGAGAACGUGGGGCCCCGGGGCCUCCGGGGCUCCCCGGUCCCCCUGGUCCUGCAGCGGAGGUGGUUCGGCUCGGGGAUGGCUCUGUGGUGCAGCAGGUGUCUGGACCCCCCGGACCGCCGGGACCACCUGGGUCAGACGGGGCCCCAGGACCUGCAGGAACCGAUGGAGAACCUGGCGAUCCAGGAGAGGAUGGAAAGGCUGGUCCCGCUGGGCCACGAGGGUUACCAGGAAACGCAGGAUCUUCUGGAGCUAAGGGCCAAAAGGGGGAGGUUGGAGAGGGUCAACCCGGACCCAGAGGCCCCCCAGGUCUACCAGGACCGCCCGGACCGGGCACCGGGGACCGGCCCACGUUCUUUGACAUGGAGGGCUCGGGAUUCCCAGACCUGGACAAAAUCCUGGGUGCCCGUGGUCCUCCGGGCCCCCCAGGCCCCCCCGGCCCCCCUGGGGUCUCAGUGGCUCUGGGACCCAACGGUCCCGUAGCGUUCGGACCCCCUGGACCACCAGGACAGGACGGAGUCCCCGGUCUGCCGGGCCCCCCCGGUCCUCCCGGUAAACCGGGUCAACCCGGACUCAGAGGAGAGAAGGGGGACUCUGGUGAUCUUGGUCUUCCUGGUGCAGUUGGAGCAAAGCAAACCUCGCAAGACUCCAACUUUUUCACGGGCCUGUUUUCUUACUUUGCUCCAUCCUCUACGGGUGCUCAGGGUGAUCUAGGACCGCAGGGCACAUCGGGGCAGAUCGGGCUGGCAGGGCUUCCAGGUCCCAUGGGACCAGUUGGACCCCCUGGACCCCCCGGGCCACCGGGGCCACCGUACGGCGUCGGUCAUGAUGGCUACGAGACGAACAACGGCUGGUCUGGACUCAGUGGCCCACCUGGACCACAGGGUCCAGCUGGUAUCCCAGGGCUGCCUGGUAGGGCAGGUUUGCCCGGUAACCAUGGAGACAAAGGAUCAGAGGGACCAAGAGGACCUCCGGGGAUACCCGGUCUCGACGGGCUCACAGGACAGCCGGGUGAAAGGGGAGACAGAGGAGAGAAAGGAGAGAGGGGUCUGCCAGGGCGAGACGGAGUGCUACCUGGACCUCCAGGGCCUCCUGGACCUCCAGGACAAGUCGUCUACCAGACGAGCGAUUAUAAUGACCUUUAUUGGAGCGAAGGGUUGCAGGGAGGAAGUGGCGUUCCGGGUCGACCUGGAUUCCCGGGGCCCUCCGGACCAAAAGGAGAAAAGGGAGACUCGGGUCCUCCAGGAUAUGCACCUAAAGGGGAGAAGGGAGAGCCUGGUAUCGUCCUGGGACCUGAUGGGAGACCCCAGUACCUCGGUGGUUUGGCAGGACGGACGGGCGAUAGUGGACCCCCUGGCCCUGUGGGACCUCCAGGUCCUCAUGGUCCCCCCGGCCAUAAGGGAGAGAUUGGAUUUCCAGGUAGACCGGGUCGACCCGGGCUGAACGGCGCCAGAGGAGAGAAGGGAGACUCAGGCACUGCAUCUGGAUCUGGUUACCCUGGUCCUCCAGGUCCACCGGGCCCCCCUGGACCUCCCGGAUCCUCUGUUCCCAGCGACAGACUCGGAGGAUUGGAUUCCAGAUAUUACCAAGCUCUUAAAGGAGAGAAAGGUGAUCGUGGACUACCAGGGACACUUGAAAUCCAAGGCGCAGGAGGAACCAUUGACAUUUACACGUUAAGGAAUGAGUUGAAAGGUGAAACGGGCAGCCCGGGCUACAAAGGAGAGAAAGGAGAACCGGGCGGAGGAUAUUACGACCCCCGCUACGGAGGGAGCGGAGUCGGAGCCCCAGGAGUGCCUGGACCUCCUGGUCCAAGAGGCGACUCAAUCGUUGGCCCACCCGGCCCCCAGGGGCCACCUGGUCAACCAGGAAGAGGCUACGAUGGGCAACCUGGGCCACCGGGGCCGCCUGGACCUCCAGGAGCAUCCUUAUCUGGAAGUUACAGGGGCACACAGACUAUCAAUAUUCCCGGACCACCGGGACCACCUGGAGUGCCUGGACUACCUGGACAGUCAUCAGGGGUGACGGUGUUUAGGUCUUAUGACACCAUGACAGCCAUCGCUAGGAGACAACCUGAGGGCUCUCUGGUGUACAUCAUUGAGCAAACCGAUCUCUACUUACGGGUCCGAGAUGGAAUUCGUCAAGUCCAGCUUGGCGGCUACAUUGCUUUACCCAGUGAUGAUGGUAAUGACGUUGCGGCUGUGGAGCCCCCACCAGUCAUCCCCUACUCCCCAGACCACCACUCCAACACCGACACCUCCGCCCACGACUCCCAAAGGCCCCCUGAGAGUCCAGUCCACCCGGGCUCUGGGCAUCAGUCACACCCGGACCCUCGAUACCCGACGCACCCUGACCCCAGAUACCCAACCCACCCUGAUCCCCGAUACCAACCUGACACGCGGUACCAGCCCGAUCCUCGGUUUCCAGCACCCACAGAUCCCAGGUUUCCAAGCUACUCCGAACGGGUAAAUCAGCCAGACGGUAGGUAUUCUGUCCACACGGGACCGGAUGCUCGUUACCCGGUCACCCCUCAGCGAAGACCACCUCCUCCCGUGCCCCAGACUCCAGUCCACCAUCACACCUCAGGUCCCGGGCUCCACCUGAUCGCGCUGAACGUCCCUCAGACGGGCGGGAUGCGGGGCAUCCGCGGCGCAGACUACCAGUGCUUCACUCAGGCUCAGGCCAUCGGGAUGAAGGGAACUUUCCGGGCCUUCCUGUCCGCCAAACUCCAAGAUCUCCACAGCAUCGUCCGCAGGGCCGACCGGGACCGUUUCCCAAUAGUCAACCUGAAGGACGAGGUUCUGUUCGACAGCUGGGAAGCCAUCUUCAAUGGCGGCAGGAUGAAGGACAACGUGCCGAUCUACUCCUUUGAUGGCAAAGACGUUCUCAGUGACGGCACAUGGCCAGAUAAGAUGAUGUGGCACGGGUCGACCGGCGGCGGGCAGGCGCACGGCGACAGCUACUGUGAGAUGUGGCGCGUGGGUGAGCAGGCGCUGAGCGGCAUGGCCUCGUCGCUGCAGAGCGGCAGCCUGCUCCAGCAGAGCUCCAGCAGCUGCUCCAACUCCUACGCCGUGCUGUGCGUCGAGAACAGCUACAUCGGCCACGCCAAGAGAUAGACACACACAUGCACACACAACACAUGCUUUUGUCCUCACAUACUUUUCUAUCUAUUGUAAAUAAGUUUUUUUCUUAGGUAUAAUUAGUUGAUGUUUGUUUAUGUUGGUGCUACACAGGACGAAACCACAUGUUGGACCUAAAUUAAGCUCAGGUGACGUACAGCAAAGGGCCGUCCACACCGAGAUCGAUGACUGUAAGCAUAACUAAUGGAUUCUGAUUGGCUGUCAGUGUUUCUAUUGUUCAUCAAAUCGCUCUGAAAGUGAUCCCAACGAUACCGUUCGCCACUGUCGUUGCCGUUAUAGUUGUGGUGUGGACUCCGCCAUCCACUGGAGUUGCAACGAUUUUUGAAAACUAUUUGUUUAUAGUUAUCGUUUUUUGGUGUGGAUGGCCCUUAACGCAGGCAACGGUGUGUUUCCAAAAGGGCCGUUUUGUUGUCUGUGAAUGGGUCAUGUAUUUGUUGUUUGGGACUCGUCAGCUCAUGUGUCGCUAUAAUGUUGAUAUGGAUAUUAAAUUAGUACGCUUGGUGCUGGUUGGUAAAGCCCAGUUUAAUUGAGAGGCGUUGGGAUUCAGAAACAAUGACUACGUUUACAUGCACAUAAUAUUCAGUUUUUUGCCCUUAUUUCGGAAAAGACGACAUUCCAACUAAGUUGUUUCCACGUCUAACGAAAGUGAAUAUUCCACUAAUAUGGGAAAAAUGUGUCAUCAUCAAUUUCUGCCGCUGACACGCUUUAUGGAAAGGAUAGGCCUUUUACAAAAGUCUAAAACCCUCUUUGUUUAAGCAGAAACAGCUUUAGCUAACUCCAUUUAAAUUAACAGCAUAUUUAGCGUGUAUAGAGCCAACACAUGUUCACAUGUCAAUCGGUAAACUAUGUCUUUAUUUCAACCAAAGCUGAGUUGUGAUGGUUGGAAAAAUGGAAAGUGGACCAAAACGGCUUUUCAUAAUAAUAAUAAUAAAUAUUGAAAAAUACAUAAUUGUAUUGAUGCAGUCAUCAACACAUUUCAGCACCCAAGAGCAGGAUUAACACAAGUUAUUGUAUAUGAAAUGUAUGUUUGUUUUUUUUAAACUUGUUUUCCUUUACACUGAUGUAAUCUGUAACCCACAGCACUUGAGUAAUAGCUUUUUAUUUCAUUUUGCGACUUUCAUACAUGGGAAGAUGUUUUCAAAUCGUAUUUUUAUCAGUAACAAAGGGAUAUUUAUUUUGUAUAAACCGUGCAUUUUCUAGUAUAAUGUGUGAUGUGAAUGCUUUCACAAAGAAUAAUAUUUCCAAAUGUAUCCAGCAAAUGUGCAAAGCCUACACAAAGAUGUGUAAUCCUUGAAAAAACGUUUUCUUUUGACAUAACGUUUGUGCACAUAGCAAGCAAACCCAUUUCUGUACAGAUAUCUGGAUAGGAUUCAGCCAUAAGUGUGUCUGUGCACUGUUGCUUUUUAUUUGUUUUUGCGUUUUAUCCAAGAACAGUAAAUGCACCGCAGCUAGCUUACAGUGGAGAGCAUACAAAACACUGGGGUCACACGGUCUCGGUCUAAAAUGGAGUAUAUAGUGACAUUUCAUGUGCCAUAACAAAUGCAGCAAGAUUUGUGUUAUCUGUUUUUCUCCUUGUGCGAGCAACAUUUUUGAAAUGUUGCAUCUCAUUGAAUAAACCUGUGUGGAACAUUGUCA